UUGAGGUUUAGAUUAAUAUCAAUCCCUAAUCUUUCAUUUUUCUAAUUUGAUUUUUCCAAGAAUGUUUUGUUGCAAAUUCACAUAAUCUCAGACAUCAAAAAACCCUUAAAACACCUGUCAACAACAUUUCUUGAGCUGUCAAAAAACCAGCUGCUUCUGUUCAUAAUAAUUUUCAUAAAUUCUUUUAUCCACAACAACCCCCCCCCCCCCCCCCUAAAAAAAAAAAGGAAUAGUUUUUCACUCAAUCUCAGCUGGGGUUCCUGUAUUUUCUCCAUAGCUGUUCAAGAAAAGGGAAAAAAAUUACAAAAUGAAAGGUGGUAGGGGGCUUGAAGAAAUUUUAUAAAACAGCACUAGCAAAGCUUGCGCGCAUCUCGACUAUUCCACCAGGUACCUGCUAUUGCCUGCCAGUAUAGUACUGGGUUGUGCUUGAAAACCCCAGAAAGGGUACAAUCUUUUUGAGUUAAUGGAAGCAUGGUCAAGUUUAAAUGAUGAGUCUCAGGUUCAUAAAGGAAAUGGUGAGAGUGGUUCUGGUAUUAAUCUUACAGUAGAAUUAAAUGGCAUUGAUGGCUGUAGUAAGAAUAGGCUAAAGAGUUUGUUUGAUCAAGUUCUUUCUGUUUUUCUAAGUGAGGUAACUGAGAAAAAAUGUUUAAGGCCUCUUCCAGUUAUGACCAGUAGUGGGCAGCCUCUGGAUUUGUUUAAACUUUAUUGGAUUGUGAGGAAAAUAGGUGGAUAUGACCGUGUUUCGAGCAAGAAUUUGUGGGCUUUUAUUGCAGAGCAUUGUGGGUUGGAUGUUGGGGCUGUUGCAUUUGUGAAGUUGGUUUAUGUUAAGUAUUUGGCUGAAUUUGAUCAUUGGCUAAGGCAGUUUUGUAAAGAUGGAAACUUGGAGAAAGGAGAGGGUGGGGUUAUUCGCCGACUUGAUUUGUUGUCAAAGGAGUUGGAGACAAGGUUUAGGAGGUUGUUGCUCCGUAGGUGUCAGAAAAAGAAAGAUACUAAUUUGCUUCCUUCGAAAAAUGGUCAGGUUGAUUUUGAAAUGUUUACUGCUGAAAGUGUUAAUAAAACCAAUGAUCACACAACACGAAGAAGUUACAGUGCUGAAAACAGGAACGGUAACCUUUACAAUAGCGAUGAAAUAUCCGUUUCUAAGAUGGACGAUGACUAUGUUUUUUUGGUAUCUGCCGAGGGGAUUGUCGAGAAGGUCCUUUAUAAAGCACCUGACAAAUCAAAUAAUGAAUAUGAUGAUGACGAAAAUUUCUUUGCCCACGAUGGUAAAAAUAAAGUGACAUCUAACGGAGAGGUGAUUCAGAGAGCUGCAUCAGCCAAGAGUGUUAUUGAGAAUGUAUUUGAUUCUCGCAAGAGAAAAAGAGAAUCUUCAUGUUUCUCAGGAAUGUUGAAUUGGAUUAAUCACGCGGCAAAACAUUCGAAUGAUCCUGAAAUUGGAGAAGUUCCUGAAUCUUCCAAGUGGAAAGGUCAUACAAGCAACGAGUUCUGGUUCCAGGUCUUGUUGGUUAAGGAAGCACUGCUGAAGAGAAGGCAUAUUGAUACAAAUGCAGAGGAAUCUAACCCUCAGCAGAAGAAGCAGAGGAUGCAUCCGUCCAUGUAUGAAGAUGAAAGACUCAACAAUCAACCUGCAGAAAAACUAAGAUGCAGCAAAAGGAUCCCCGUUUCACCAAAACAUGCUCCUUGUCCAUGUUGUAACUCAUGUUCAACCUUGCAUAACAAAGCUGCUACUCAUCAGAAGGAAGAAGAAGAGGAUAUUAGGCCAGAUCUUACAAGCGUUGAGGUAUCAGUAACCGAAAAAAUUGAUGACUCGGGGGAUCAGCAAACACACCCUGAAGUUUCUGUGGGUCCUCUCCACCAAGCUGAAGUCCCUGAAUGGUCGGGGGUAAUUUCUGAGAGUGAUUCCAAGUGGUUAGGCACGCGAAUGUGGCCUCCCGAAGUGGAAACAACAAAAUCUUUGGUUGAGUUGGAUCCUAUAGGGGAGGGAAGACGAAGUUCAUGUGGUUGUCGAUUUCCACAAUCUGUUGAAUGCAUCAGGUUCCAUAUCGCAGAGAAGAGGUUUAAAUUGAAGCUCGAGCUCGGUCCUUUGUUCAACCGAUGGAGGUUUGAUCGCAUGGGAGAAGAAGUUUCACUUUCUUGGACAGCUGAAGAGGAAGAGAGAUUCAAAGAUAUGGUAAGGUCAAGUGCUAUGUCGAAUAACAAAUGGAAGAAUUCUAAGAAACUACUUCCAUCCAAGACUAGGAAUAUGUUGGUUAGCUAUUACUUCAAUGUAUUCCUUAUCAGACGUCGGAGCUAUCAAAACCGAGUUACUCCAAAAGAACUCGAUAGCGAUGAUGAUGAGAUUGAGCUUGGGUCUGUCGGCGACAGUUUUGGUAAUAUUGCAGUUCAUGUACCAAGCUCCAGGUCACUAACAUGCGUCGAGAAUAAGGCUUCUCUUUCCUCAUUUUUCACGUCCUCGCCUGCAACUUUUAAUCCACGCCCAGUAAGUCAACUCAUGUCUCCAACAUCAUCCAUUACCGAGAUUAACCAGCAAUUUGUUGCGCCUGAAGAUACAUUGAAAUCUAAUUUCGGGGAGUCUCCCAUGAAGAAGAAAAAGAGAAUCAAAUUUUCCAUUCCUCUAGCUCCAGUCAACAAAUUUUCUACAAAAAAUCUACAAAUAAACUACAAAUCAGUUUAAGUAUGUAUAAAGCAAUAUUGUUUUAAUGGUAUCUACAAAUUACUACAUUUAUACUAC
Molecule: messenger RNA, 2731 nt
Organism: Nicotiana attenuata
Lineage: Eukaryota; Viridiplantae; Streptophyta; Magnoliopsida; Solanales; Solanaceae
Product: AT-rich interactive domain-containing protein 2
Exons: 5
Coding region: 464-2674 (736 amino acids)
Molecular function (GO): DNA binding
Source: RefSeq, a predicted model, not a curated record